Messenger RNA from Vicia faba (fava bean), 453 nucleotides. The record is from the annotation of a GenBank genome assembly. Lineage: Eukaryota; Viridiplantae; Streptophyta; Magnoliopsida; Fabales; Fabaceae.
AUGAUAAGCCUUAUUAGAAAUAGGGAGAAGAAGAUAGAGUUUCCUCCUCAUAUACCUUGCCUAGCUCAAACUCAAAAUCUUGCUUCUCACGUGUCGUAUGUGUUGAAAAGAUACUACACUGACGAGGGAUGGUUGAUCAUCAAGGAACAGAAAGUGAAACAUCAUGAGUAUUUUAAUGCACACAGAGAGAAUGAUGAGCAAGUUGAAAAAGUAAAAGAAGAAGAAGAAGAAGAGGAGAUUAACAAUGUUACUAUGGAUAAUGAUUUUGAAGAAGAAAAUAUGGGCAACACUCAAGAGAAUGUUGUUGUUAAUGAUGAUGAUGAUGAUGAGGUUGUUGUGGAAAAUGAGAAUGAGAUAGUUGGGGGUGCAAAUAGUAAAGGAAAUUAUUUGAACUGCAAAAACAUUAUUCUAUCUUCGUCUUCUUCUGGAAUAUUUAGGGUACUUCCUGUGUAA